AGCAGAUGAUGAUGGCGCAGAGGCACGGAGCAGCAACAGUCUCAGAUCCGGAUUAUAGCCUCCACGCACCGGGAUCUACGUUCGCGUCACUCAGACUCCGGUUUCUGUUUACUGUUAUCAUUUCUCCUCUGACAACAACGCGGCGGACCACUUCUCCCAUCUGUCCGUGAACGCGCCACUGAGUCCAAGAGGCUCCUGAAAACAGAAUAGAUCUACACCUUCUGCUGGACGGCCAGGGCGCUCCUCGAAAUGGAUGAAGACAAUCACGUUCCAGAGGAUCUGUCCCUGGUGGAGAGGGACGAGCUGUCCAACAUCCGACGGAGGAAGAAGGAGCUGCUGGACGAUAUUGAGAGGUUGAAGUUUGAGAUCUCAGAGGUCAUGACGGAAAUCGAGCAGCUGACAUGUGUUGGGGAAAGCAAAACUUCCCAAAGAAACAAACAGAUCGCUAUGGGCAGAAAGAAAUUCAACAUGGAUCCCAAAAAGGGGAUCCAGUUCCUGCUGGAGAACGACCUCCUCCAGCACACUCCUGAGGACAUCGCUCAGUUCCUCUACAAAGGCGAGGGACUCAACAAGACAGUCAUCGGCGACUACCUGGGCGAGCGGGAUGAUUUCAACAUCAAGGUGCUCCAGGCUUUCGUGGAGCUUCAUGAGUUUGCAGAUCUGAACCUCGUCCAAGCCCUACGGCAGUUCCUGUGGAGCUUCCGCCUGCCGGGUGAAGCCCAGAAGAUCGACCGUAUGAUGGAGGCGUUCGCAUCGCGCUACUGCCAAUGCAACCCUGGAGUGUUCCAGUCGACAGAUACCUGCUAUGUAUUGUCAUUCGCCAUCAUCAUGCUGAACACCAGUCUGCACAACCCCAACGUCAGAGACAAGCCCCCCGUGGAGCGCUUCAUCUCCAUGAACAGGGGCAUCAAUGGAGGAGGGGACCUGCCAGAGGAGCUUCUCAGGAACCUUUACGACAGCAUCAAAAACGAGCCUUUCAAAAUCCCAGAGGAUGAUGGGAACGAUCUGACACACACGUUCUUCAACCCCGACAGAGAGGGCUGGCUCCUUAAGCUCGGUGGCCGAGUGAAGACGUGGAAGAGGAGAUGGUUCAUUCUGACCGACAACUGCCUCUACUACUUUGAGUACACAACAGAUAAAGAACCUCGUGGGAUUAUUCCACUGGAAAACCUCAGUAUCAGAGAGGUGGAGGAGCCACGGAAGCCUAACUGCUUCGAGCUCUACAACCCCAGCCAUAAAGGUCAGGUUAUCAAGGCCUGCAAGACAGAGGCGGAUGGGCGGGUCGUCGAGGGAAACCACGUUGUGUACAGGAUAUCGGCUCCCACCCAGGAGGAGAAGGAGGAGUGGAUCAAGUCCAUCAAGGCGAGCAUCAGCAGGGAUCCGUUCUAUGACAUGCUGGCCACCAGGAAGAGGAGGAUAGCCAAUAAGAAAUGAGUUCAGCAUCACUUCUGCAGCCAGCAGCCAGUGUGUGUGUGUGUGGGUUCCUGGAGAAUUCCUGAACUUCUGGUCUUCUCUGAAACAGAUGUGAAGAUUUGAUUUACGUCGACACAGACUUUAAAAGCAGACAUGUCACUGUGAAUGAAACCUUCACCAACCUGAACAAUGAUGAAGAGCAGAGUGGGUCAGAGCAAUCCAAACGUCUUUCCUGGGAAGAAGUUUCCACCUGCUGGACGUGUAGGGAAUCACACCAACUUCACUUAAAAACCUCAGCAUCACCUCCUCCAACAUGGUUUUAAAGCCUGGAGCUCAUCGAUCAGCUGGUCUGAUUGGUAGCUCAUUGAUUAUAUGCAAACACUCACUUAGUCCAUGGAAUCACUUAAUAUCAGCCCAAGAAUCUCAUCUCUGGAUGCCAACAGACGGGAUUCAGGAAACGGUUUACAAAAGCUGGUCAACUUCAGCUGAAGGUGUUUGUUUAUCUAGGAUCCACUUUUGGAUUCGGUGUCGUUUUCUUUCAUAUUUAUUUUCUUAUUGUGUCACAAAAGAGGCAGCCCUCCAGUUACAUUUAACAUGUAUAGUAUGUAAUGUACAUUGUUUUUUAUUGUUUGUGUUAAUCAAGCCUUCAUCUUUUUAGUCUGACACCCAUCAACGUAUAACGGUGGAAGAAAAGGGACUUCAUACGGUAACUCGGGUAUUGCUGAGCAGAUUGUAAAUGCUGCUGCUCUGCAAACGGGCAUCAACACUUCAGAAUCUUACAGUGCUGUGAAAACAGAUGGCUGCUUAUACUGACCCGAUUCUGCUGGAGUUUUACUCUCCACUGUCGCCACAUGCUUGCUUAGUAUGAGGAUUGCUGUAAAGACACUGACACAAGUCAGUGACUCGAUAAUCUAACUGGCAUAAUGACCUGAACUCAACGCACUGACAAGCAGGUUCAAUUGGAAUGUUUACUUUGCAAAGUGCUUUGAGACGACUCUUGUUGUGAUUUGGCGCUAUAUAAAUCAAUGGAACGGAGACUUCCAUGACUAAAACCUCUGCUGGCCAAGAACACAAAAACAUCUCGAAGGUGUGAGACUUUAUGGUAAAAUUUCUGAAGAAACUGGCUGCUAUUCAGGGGGGGAAAUAUAUUAUUCAAGCACGGUGGUAGUAGUACAGUGGUCUGGGGCAACUUCAGAACCACCUGCUGUAACUGGCUGUUUCUCACCAUCAUUGAACCUCACCUUGAUCCCACCCCAGUUGCCUAGGAGAUAUGUCAUCAGGAACCGCCAAGGUGUGUUCCAAUUGGUUACAAUGUUCAUGUGCCACCAAGGCGUCUGUCCUGUUUGUUAGCCGUUUAGCUAACAGGCCUUAUUGCCUUCUCUUGGUCAAAAUUUCCCAGAAAGCAGCAUGGAAAGGAUGGCUCCUCAACUGAUUGUAGCCAUCAGGCUGAUAUCUAACAAGUUUUUUAGAGCCACAGUGGUUAGUUUCAGGUUAAUAGUUCCAGCUUCGGUGGCUAGCAGGUAGUAACUCGCUUACAUAUUUCAUUUAACCAAUAUGCACACAAUUAAAAGAAGUAAAAGGCUCGUUUUACAUUCGUUAAAACUUAUUCGUGUGAAAAUUAACUUUACCUCACGUGUCACGUGAUAGUCAGUUCCAUUUAACCGUUUUCUUUGACCAAGGAAGGACAGUGUCCUCGUUAGCAAGGUGCCCUUCCUGGCAGCAAAGGCAAGGCCAGGUUCCCUGACAUAUAGAAACACCCCAUGAAUUCUGCUCUUCAGUAAAACAUCCUGGAGAAAAUCUGACCUUUGACCUUAAACAGGCUGUUCAAUAUAGCUGAACCAAAUGAUGAUUCUGGCAAAAAUAACAAAUGGUUUCACAGGUUGGUCUCCCCAUUAAGUGAAAUCAUCAUUUGAAAACACUUUUGUAUUUACUCAGGUUAUUCGCCUCUAAUAAUGAAAUUUGUUUACUGAUCUGAAAACAAACAUUUAAGUGACAAAAACGUGUGAGGCCACUGCUUUUUCACAGCACUGUGAAUGAUGUGAUCCUUGAGAAAAACAGCUGAAUACUUUGAUGUACAAUCUGAAUAAAGAUACAUGCUAAUA
Messenger RNA from Nothobranchius furzeri (turquoise killifish), 3515 nucleotides. RefSeq names its product cytohesin 3a (gene cyth3a). The record is from RefSeq and is a predicted model, not a curated record. Gene Ontology annotation, biological process: regulation of ARF protein signal transduction. Gene Ontology annotation, molecular function: guanyl-nucleotide exchange factor activity. NCBI's taxonomy places the organism in Eukaryota, Metazoa, Chordata, Actinopteri, Cyprinodontiformes, Nothobranchiidae.